CAUAUCUAUAAACCCUACGCUCCUCCGGCUCCUGCCGUCAGUUCUCCGACUAAAAAAGCUAACUUUUUCCCUCCCGGAGUUAUACAUAGAGGGGACAGUCUCACUACUUCACUUCUCUACUGGUUUAAACGAUCCUUAAGAUUCUGGAAGUGUGUAUCUAAGCACAAUGUCUAUCACAUCAUCACUUACUUCAACUACACUUUGCGGAGCCUCAGUUUUUCCUAAGGCUUUAGCUCGUAGCAUUGAGUUCCCAAGAAACCAUCUCUCGACGCCUUUCGAAAGCUCAAAGAUUUGUUUGACUACAUAUCCCAAGAAAAAUGCUACUUGGAAUCUGACCAGAAACAUUGUUCCGAUCCAAGGAACCAGGUGUCACGCUAUCCAAGUUGAGACGAAGGAGUCGUUUACCCCUGGGAAGAAGUUUCAACUUAGUGAUGUGAUUGAAGGGCAACAGUUUGACAGGGAGAUGCUAAGUGCUAUCUUCGACGUUGCACGAGAAAUGGAGAAGAUAGAGAAGAGCUCUUCUCAGAGUGAAUUACUCAAGGGCUAUCUAAUGGCUACCCUCUUUUACGAGCCUUCCACACGUACCAGGCUCUCUUUCGAAUCCGCCAUGAAACGUUUGGGAGGAGAAGUCUUGACCACUGAGAACGCUAGAGAGUUUUCAUCUGCUGCUAAAGGGGAAACACUUGAAGACACCAUAAGAACGGUGGAGGGUUAUUCAGAUAUAAUAGUGAUGCGACAUUUUGAAAGCGGUGCUGCUAAAAGAGCCGCAGCUACUGCAAAUAUACCUGUUAUUAAUGCAGGUGAUGGUCCUGGAGAGCAUCCCACUCAGGCACUCUUGGAUAUCUAUACCAUCCAAAGCGAAAUUGGAAAACUAGAUGACAUCAGUGUAGCUCUGGUUGGAGAUCUUGCCAAUGGAAGGACUGUCCGGUCCCUUGCUUACUUGCUUGCCAAAUUUAAAGACGUGAAGAUCUACUUUGUCUCACCUGAAAUUGUUAAGAUGAAGGAUGAUAUAAAAGAUUAUUUGACAUCAAAUGGGGUGGAAUGGGAAGAAAGUUCAGAUUUAAUGGAGGUAGCAUCAAAGUGUGACGUAGUUUACCAAACCCGAAUCCAGAGAGAGCGGUUUGGAGAAAGGCUUGACCUCUACGAGGCAGCUCGCGGGAAGUAUAUCGUAGACAAGGCACUGUUAGGAGUGAUGCAGAAAAAUGCUGUUAUCAUGCAUCCUUUACCGAGAUUGGAUGAAAUCACUCCAGGUGUGGACACUGAUCCAAGGGCUGCCUACUUCAGACAAGCAAAGAACGGUUUGUUCAUAAGAAUGGCUCUUCUGAAGCUACUACUUGUCGGUUGGUAAAUAUAAGAUGGUCUAAAAGUAAAAGUUCCUUCAGCGAACUGAAUCUCAAGCUUGUGACACAAGAGGCGUAUCGUAUCGUCAGUGCAAGGACCCAGCAAUAAAUAAAAUCUGAAACUGGAGUGUGUUUGUGUGCUUAGCAGAUGUUACUUCAAAGAACAUAAUGGUGGUUGGUUUGUUGAUCUUAACAUUGCGUUAAUCGACCUAUCUGGGGAAGAGUUAUCGAACUUUUUGAAUAAAUUGAUUCUGAGCAUUUUUUU
Messenger RNA from Brassica oleracea var. oleracea, 1605 nucleotides. Its product is annotated as aspartate carbamoyltransferase, chloroplastic. Gene Ontology annotation, biological process: 'de novo' pyrimidine nucleobase biosynthetic process; amino acid metabolic process. The transcript has 6 exons. The record is from RefSeq and is a predicted model, not a curated record. Gene Ontology annotation, molecular function: amino acid binding; aspartate carbamoyltransferase activity. NCBI's taxonomy places the organism in Eukaryota, Viridiplantae, Streptophyta, Magnoliopsida, Brassicales, Brassicaceae. Bases 167 to 1348 code for a protein of 393 amino acids.